AUGGCCGCUGCAAUCAAGGCAAUCAAUGCGAAGAUCCGGUCUAACAAGGCCCUGGAUUACUUCUGCUCUACCCACUUCUGGGGCCCUGCCUCCAACUUCGGUAUCCCCAUUGCGGCGGUGAUGGAUACUCAGAAGGACCCUGAAAUUAUCUCCGGCCAAAUGACCGGUGCUCUCGUUGUCUACUCGGGAACUUUCAUGCGCUACGCCCUUGCCGUCUCCCCCAAGAACUACCUCCUGUUCGCCUGCCACGCCGUCAACUUCUCCGCCCAGCUUACCCAAGGAUACCGCUACCUGAACUACUGGAACUGGGGAGGCCGUGAAGCUCAGCUCGCCGAGGCCGCCAAACAGGGCAAGGAUGCCACCGAGGCUGGCGCUUAA
Aspergillus tubingensis is the source of this 378-nucleotide messenger RNA. RefSeq names its product pyruvate transporter MPC1. Gene Ontology annotation, cellular component: mitochondrial inner membrane. Bases 1 to 378 code for a protein of 125 amino acids. Gene Ontology annotation, biological process: pyruvate import into mitochondria. The record is from RefSeq and is a predicted model, not a curated record. The transcript is spliced from 4 exons. Lineage: Eukaryota; Fungi; Ascomycota; Eurotiomycetes; Eurotiales; Aspergillaceae.